CCGCCGCAGGGGCCCCUGUCGGCUCUGGGAGCGUCGCUUCCGGCGCGUCGCUUCCGGCCGGUUGCGGGCACCUCCGUCUGAGGCGCGGCCCGCCCCCGGCCCGGCGGCCGCGUAGAGCGGGGCGGAGGGACGAUGGCCGCCCCACGGUGAGGCGCUGCCCGCCCGGCCUCCGCUCCACACAGGACGGAAGGCUCUGCUCGGGCCUUCCUUCCGCGAUGCGGCCUCUCCUACACCCCAGCCUCACGCCGAGCCCUCGGGGCGUGGGAGCCCACCCUCCGCGGCCACCAGGCCCCGUGCCGGGCGCGCCCCGGCCAGCAGCAGGCGGCCCCGGUCGUUUCCUCGGAGGCCACCCUCUCCGACGCGCGGUCCGCGGCCCACUUUAAACGCCGCGCGCCCUUAAGGCCCCGAAGUGAGGCGGGGUCUCCCGGUGUGGAGAAGGCGCCGCGCCCCCCACCCGCCCUGCCCGGAGGCCUCGCCCCCUCGGCGCUCCCCGAAGUCGGGUGGCCCACCUAGUGGGGUGGGCGCCCUGUCCACGGCUGCGAGCGGCCCGCGCGGUCGCCGAUGCUCGGCGCUCUCCCACCCCCGGCUGUGCACGGAGACCCCGCGCUGGCUGUCUUCCCGCGGCCCCGCUGCGACCGGACAAGAACUGCUUCUCUCUGAAAGCUCCUUGAGUCGCGUGGUUUAAGAAAGAAGAACAGGCCGUGGAAACACGAACUGGAGUCCAGGAAGGCGUCUGUGACCCCACCAGGACUUGGCUUGAGCCUGCGUCCCCUGACGAGGGGCGAGUGACGGCCACCACUCUCCGGGUGGUGCAGGCCUUCACCCGGGAGCCAGCCCGACCCAUGCUGCCCACGGUCCGGAGGAGACAAGCAUGUCAGCCUCAGCAAAACCCUCGGCGCUGGCAGAGCUGGCCCCUGGCCCCGAGGACCAGCCCAAGGGGAAGCCGCUCCUCGGCUGGGGCUCUCUCUUCGGCCCCCGCAGCGAAAAGAUUGUUUUCAGCAGGAGCGAGGGCGCCCCCGAGGAGAACGUGCUCACCAUCACCAUCACGGAGACCACGGUCAUCGAGUCGGACCUGGGCGUGUGGAGCUCCCGGGCUCUGCUCUACCUGACGCUGUGGUUCUUCUUCAGCUUCUGCACCCUCUUUCUCAACAAGUACAUCCUGUCCCUGCUGGAAGGGGAGCCCAGCAUGCUAGGUGCUGUGCAAAUGUUGUCAACUACGUUUAUUGGAUGCAUUAAAAUAUUUGUUCCUUGCUGUUUGUAUCAACACAAAACCCGGCUUUCUUAUCCCCCCAAUUUCAUCAUGAUCAUGCUGUUUGUGGGUCUAAUGAGGUUUGCGACGGUGGUUUUGGGUCUGGUCAGCCUGAAAAACGUGGCGGUUUCGUUUGCUGAAACAGUGAAGAGCUCUGCUCCCAUCUUCACCGUGAUUAUGUCCCGGAUGAUCCUCGGGGAGCACACGGGGCUGCUGGUCAACCUCUCGCUCAUCCCCGUCAUGGGAGGCCUGGCACUGUGCACGGCAACGGAGAUAAGCUUCAACGUCUUGGGGUUUUCGGCCGCACUGUCCACCAACAUCAUGGACUGUUUGCAAAAUGUUUUUUCAAAAAAGCUCCUCAGCGGGGACAAAUACAGGUUCUCGGCCGCGGAGCUCCAGUUCUACACCAGCGCGGCGGCCGUGGCCAUGCUGGUCCCCGCCUGGAUCUUCUUCAUGGACUUGCCGGUGAUUGGGAGAAGUGGGAAGAGCUUCAGUUACAGUCAGGACGUCGUGUUGCUGCUGAUGAUGGACGGCAUCCUGUUCCACCUGCAGAGUGUCACGGCCUAUGCCCUCAUGGGCAAAAUCUCCCCCGUCACUUUCAGUGUCGCCAGCACCGUGAAGCACGCCUUAUCCAUCUGGCUCAGUAUUAUAGUGUUUGGCAACAGAGUCACCAGCCUGUCAGCCAUCGGCACCGUCCUAGUGACGGCUGGCGUCCUGCUCUACAACAAAGCCAAGCAGCGCCAGCGGGAGGCCAUGCAGAGCCUGGCUGUGGCCGCCAGCCCAACACCAGAGGACGAAGCGGAGCCACUGACCCCCAAGGACCCCAGACCACACCACUGAGCUCUGGAAGCUGCGGCAGGUGGCCAGAGCCCCCAAGCCGCUGCCCACUGCUGCUGUUCCCCUUACCGACGCAGACACCCGGCCUCCUUGGGUCAGUGGGGUGCAGGAGGCCACGGGACGGGCCGCCUUCGCCGCUCCCAUUUCAGGUUUUCAGUGAAAACCAGUGGGAGCUUGAACGGGGAUCCCAGAUGUCCGCUUCCUGGGGUGGAGACCGGAGCCAGCUGCCGCUGAGCCACGGCCAGAUAAUGUGAAAUCUGCCUCCUGCUGACCCUGUGCUGAGCACUCGCGAGGGGGUGGGACUUCCAGAUGGCCUCUGCACCCCCCGUCACCAGCUUGCAGGUCUGGUUGCAGUUAGGCCACGCCCUCGUUCUCUGUGUGUGACCGCUACUGGGGACCCCUGUGAAGUGACAGCUGGAUCCGGGUGCCAAUGCGCACUGCUCCCCGCUGCUCGGUGCCAGCACAGAGAGCUCAGCUCCCCCUGCUCGCCGUCAAAGGCCCGUGAAGGCACACUCUGCUCCUGGGCCAUCUGGGGAGACUGUCAUGCUGAGAGAGGGCCAAGGCGCCCACGCCCUGGGCCGGAGGCCACAGCAGCUGAGUGCACAGAGCUAGGAGAGUGGAAAGGGAUCAGACGGGCACAGAAAUGAGGGUCCCUGCUCCUGUGGGCAGGAUGUUGGGCCCUUGCCUUCCUGCCCCAGAGCUGCCAGCAUCCAGCACCACUUAGGGAAAGGUGCCUCGCCCCUUUCAGGGUCUCCACCGCACUAGGCCCUCCACCUCCCGAAAGUCCCAACCCUCACCUGUGGCUGGCGCUUCAGUCAGGGACCCCCGAUGUGGUGAUUGCUGGUCACAGAGGUAGAGGACAGACAUCUGUAGUGUUUAACUCAGGAUGGGGACAUACUGACCUUCCCUUUUGUUUUCUGGGCCUUCGUGUGUAACAGAGGCUGUUCUGAAGAGUUCCCUGCAGGUGCCCCUGCCAUCACUCACCUGGUCGGGAGCCACGCCAUAUUUUGUCUCAAGCACAAGGGUGUUAAGGUUUUCUCUCAUGAAUGAAUGAGCAGGUGGAGUGCUGGGAAGACCUUUUGGAGUGUUUAUGGCUUUUGUCACACUGCAUUUAAAAUGACUGUAAAGGUGUUAAAGAAGAAAACCCAGGCACGGGUGGCUUCUGGAAAGCACCCUGUAUGGCAAGUAACCCGUACUGAACCCACAGCCUGGCUCAGCCUGGCUCUCCCCUCCCAGAGCGAUGGACCCACCACGCUGGGUAUCUGAGCCCUGUGUCGGGUUGAGGCUCCUGACCUCUUCACCCUAUUCCUCUUCCCACAUCCUGGUGGGGUUUCUGAUCAGGGCACGUCCGCUGCCAGCCAGGCUUUAAUACCUCUCCGUGGCACCAGGUUCAAGCUCUGGGGUGUGUCAUGUGCAGCCCAACACGGAGGAUGAGGUUGGCCACACGGCUGUCUGGGGCCUGCCUGCUGCAGCUGAGUGAACCAGCCGACAGGAGCGCUUCAGGCACUGGUGGUUCCCUCAUCUGAUUUCCCCUCCCUGCCGUUCAGGUCCUUGGUUCCCAUUAUCUUUUCACUGGUUUUCCAGUUGACUGGUCAACUGGAAAGUAUAUUAAAAAAGGCCCUCCUGGAGAUCAAAUCUCUUGGAAACAAAGAGCAAUAAUAAGUCUCAUUAAGUUCUGCCUACUUGAAAAAGUUUGCCAUGAUGAUGGGUUAAACUGAGGCCUUUAAAACUGUAACCUUUUUAUGAAGCUGACUUCCUAUGUCCAGAGCACAGGCAGGGGUGUGCUCGCCCGCGCGCCACGCUCACCUCCACUGUGAAGACGUUUCUCCUGAGACUUUCCCCAGGUUUCUAUCCCUUCCUCUCUCCUUCCUCCACAAAAAACACCGAAGAGUACUUGCUGGAGGCGGCUUGGGCAGCGGGAUGUGCUGGGUCUGUGAGGCCCAGUGGGAAAGGACAGCUUCCAGAGGGCCCUGCCUCUGCCCUUAACAACGUGGCUGCUGUGGCCGGCUGUGGCCAGCUGCUGACAAGAUGUGAGCAGAGAAGGAGACACGUCUACGGUCAUCCUGUUGCAAGAAUGUCACGUUGGCCUUCUCACAGACGUCCUCAUCCAAGUAACCAGGUAGGCGGCACCUGCUUCUGAGCCUCGUUAGGGACCCGGGUCCGAGUCUCUUCUGGAACCAGCGCCCUGCACACCACAUGUGCCCCGCCUCCUGUCACAAGUGGUUUUCUGCCGGUUUUGAUUUUCCAAAUUCUUGGACCAGAAACAAAAUGAAGAUUUCUCCAAAUUAUUAGUAAAUGAGGUAAUUUCCAACAAAGCUGCUUUUGAAACAUUUCCUAAGAACCCAAGCUGUGGCCAGCACUGCCCGUGCCUGGGGCUUACAUUCCUUCUUUGUAUGGUCUCCACCCUGAAGCCGUCCGUGUCCUGCAUGUCCGGGACAACCCUGCCAGGAGACAAAACAUGGCCUGUCGUGGCCGUUUGUUUAAUGAAUGUACAGACAUACGUUUUUUAUUAACUUUGUGUAGUAGUGUUUAUAGUAUGUUUAUAAUACAUUGCAAACAUGCUUGUGUCAUUGUCGUCACUUACACGGGUCAUUUCCUAUGCCCAUGGUCAUUGUCUGUGCCUUUGUAAAGAAACACUUCAAACAGGUGUCAGGUCGGGUCGGGUCGAUACCUUACCUACGUGGAUACUUCUAAAUAUACAUGUAUCUGACUUUCAAGGAAACUUCCACUAUGAGUGGCAUAAAAACCUUGGGUUUGUUUUUUUUUUUUUUCCCGACAGUCACAGUUGCAUGUCAUUGUUAAAAUAAUCUGCCCUGGAAAGCUGAGAAUAUUCUUGCACAAUCCAAAAAUGUGUCUUUAAUUUGAGAAAAAUAGGCAUGGUGAAUCCAAAGCGGUAAAAUGCUGCACAAAGAGUAUCAAACGAAGUUGUGCUUGUAGCCCAUGCUGGAGAUUCUUUUCCCAAAACCAGUGGGUUUUUGCUUGUGAACGGUCACUUGGACAGACCAGUAGGUUUGACAGACGCAUAUUAUGGCUUUUUACAUCUGUCUGAGUGUCGUGCUUUCCUAAGGCCUGGAGCAUUUUCAGUUUCCCUGGGUUGGAAAAAUUAAUCAAGGACGCUACUACAGAUAGAAUUCUUUUGCCUUUGACCGUCAUACUAAGGGCUUUAUUCUUUCACAAAAUCCAUACAUGCUCUGGCUGAGGCGUCUUCAUUUCCUUAGUUUACAACUAUAAAUGUCCCAGCCCCCCCGGUCAAUCUGCCUGUUUCCCUGUGUUCUGGCUGGUGAGCCAAGAGCAGAGGUGAGGUUGUGCUGACCACCCUCCGGCUCAGGUGGGAAACCUUCGAUUUUGCUGUCCUUGAAGAGUUUCUUCCAGUUUUCCUGAGGGUUCUGAUUCUGAGUUUGAUGGCCACUGGAUCCGUGCCCAGAUUUCCAAACAGAGCUGGAAACUGUCCUAACUGGUAGAAUCUUUCGUUGUCUUUUUUGUUUGUUUCAUUGGAGUAAAACCUGCAUUCACCCGAUUGGCCAUUUCUAGUCUUUGCAGAUGUGUGAGUGGAGUCUGAACCUGCCCAGGGGGUGUUGUGGGACCCAUGAGGAGGGCCACAGUCACCGAGACUUUCCCACACUGAAAAACUUGAAAAUCCUAUCAGUAAUUGUCUGCAUCAGAACCAAGUGCGAUCUGCUUCAUACCAAACAAAACUGUGGACAACUGAAAGCGCAUUGUACAAGAUGUGUAUCGUGUUCUUGUAUUUCACCUAAUUCAGUAUUCGAGUGACUAAAUCAGUACUUUCUAGAAAGUGGUUCUAUUAAGUAAUUUAGUGAGUCACUGUUAAAUCUACUGUGGUAAUAAACUGAUGCCUUUUGGCUCUUUUUGUCUAAAUUAAGCCACUUGGUAGCGACUACCUAGGACUCUGGUUCUCUCAAAAUACAAUAAAUGUUAACAGUGCCUGC
Herpailurus yagouaroundi (jaguarundi) is the source of this 6033-nucleotide messenger RNA. RefSeq names its product solute carrier family 35 member E2B (gene SLC35E2B). The coding region runs from base 872 to 2089 and encodes 405 amino acids. The record is from RefSeq and is a predicted model, not a curated record. Lineage: Eukaryota; Metazoa; Chordata; Mammalia; Carnivora; Felidae. The transcript is spliced from 10 exons.